Messenger RNA from Chlamydomonas reinhardtii, 5797 nucleotides. RefSeq lists its product as uncharacterized. The transcript is spliced from 23 exons. Bases 416 to 5524 code for a protein of 1702 amino acids. The record is from RefSeq and is a predicted model, not a curated record. Gene Ontology annotation, molecular function: DNA helicase activity; DNA polymerase binding; hydrolase activity, acting on acid anhydrides, in phosphorus-containing anhydrides. Gene Ontology annotation, cellular component: nucleus. Gene Ontology annotation, biological process: negative regulation of DNA recombination; telomeric loop disassembly; negative regulation of t-circle formation. Lineage: Eukaryota; Viridiplantae; Chlorophyta; Chlorophyceae; Chlamydomonadales; Chlamydomonadaceae.
GUUGAAGUAAGUUGGCCUAUAGUAAAGAGCUGGCUUUGUUGGUUUUGGGCGCGAACUCGUAACGUCUUGAAUUUUACCUACGAGCGUUCUGAAGUCAAGCAAAUCUCAGCUUUGCGUUGUGUUGAAACUUGUAGUCAUUCUCUUGGAACUUCGUGGCUGUCGAAUUGGAGCCCGCCUUCAACAGCUAGACCGCCAAAGGGCUUAAGAAUAAUUUACUCGUGCCACAAGAUUGUAUACCGACAACAGACGAACUGAAGGUUUAACCGCGAGCCGGGAGGUCGGGGAUGCCGUGCGCGGCGCCUGUUAACGAGCCUCGCGGCUGAGCAGCCGCUCGCGCCGGCAGCUCGACGCAGCACCUCCGUGAGGCGGAAAACAAACCGGCCUCACCAGAUCGCUUCUGGGUUUGCGGAGAGCCAUGGAGCAGCUCUCCGGCGCGCCUGCCGUGCCGGCCAAACCGGAGCGCAAGAUACACACCCUGGAUAUCGCUGGCAUUCCCGUGGAGUUCCCCUUCGACCCCUACCCCUGCCAGCGUGACUUCAUGGAGUCGGUCAUCAAGGCGCUGCAGCAGGGUAAGAAUGCGCUGCUGGAGAGCCCCACCGGCACUGGCAAGACGCUGUGCCUGCUGUGCUCCACACUGGCGUGGCGGGAGUCACUCAAGCCCGCCACGCCGGACCCCCACGCAGCCGCCGCGGCGGCGCUGGCGGCGCAAGCCGGCCUGGGCGGCUUCGGCGCGCUCAGCGCCGUCGGCGUGCCCGGCGGCGCGGUGGGCGGCGGCGCCGCCGGCGCAGCCGCCGCCAUGGCAGCGGCGGUAGCCGCCGCCGGCGGAGCCGGCAUGGGCGGAGUCGGCAUGGGCGCGGCCGGCGGCGGCGGUGGCGGCGCCGGCGGCGGGGCUGGCAAGCCCGAUCUGCCUGUGAUCAUUUACUCCAGUCGCACUCACAGCCAAUUGGCGCAGGUGAUGAAGGAGCUGAGGAACUGCAGCUACAAGGACCGCGUGCGCUCCUCCGUGCUGUCCUCCCGCCAGCAGACCUGCCUGCACCCCGCCGCCUCCAAGCUGUCGGGAGGCGCAGCCAACCAGGCCUGCAAGGCGCUCACCAGCGCGCGCAAGUGCAGCUGGCACAACAGCCUCAAGUUCGGCAAGUACCGCAACGCCGCCGGCAGCCUGGUGGGGCCGGUGCCGGACAUCGAGGAGCUUGUGGCGGUGGGCAAGGCGCACGGCGUGUGCCCCUUCUACCUGGGGCGAGACGCAGGCAAGGAGGCGGACAUUGUGUUCCUGCCCUACAACUACCUGCUGGACCCCGGCACCCGCCGCACCAUGGCCGACUCCAUCAACUGGAGCAACGCCGUGGUCAUAUUCGACGAGGCGCACAACGUGGAGUCUGUGAGCAGUGACUCGUGCUCGUUCGACAUCACCGCCAAACAGCUCACCGACGCAAUGCUGGAGGCCAAGCGCUGUAAGGAGGCGUGCCUGGAGCGCGUGGAGCGAGGCAUGACGGCCAUGGUGGACGUGCCGGCGCCCGGAGAGGCCGCGGGCGGCGCCGGCCCCACCGACUACCGGCGAAUGGCGGCCGACAUAGACCUGCUGCUGAUGGUGCUGAAGAAUCUGGAGAACGCGCUGCACAAGGUGUCGGCUGGCCUGCCGCCGCCGCCCUCGCACGGCGGCGGCGGCGACGGCGGCGGCCUCACGAGGCCCGGCUCCUUCCUGUUCGAGUUCCUGGGCAUGGUGGGCAUCACGGCGCACAGCCUGUCCGCCCUGAACGCCACCAUCGACUCCGCCUCCGACGUGCUGGCGGCGGCGGAGGUGGAGGCGGGCCGCACCAACGCCAAAGUCUCCACGGUCGCGCUGCAGCACCUGCAGUCCUGCCUCAACCUGGCCUUCUCCACCCUGGAGCCGCUCAGCGACCGGCCGGGGGCGCCGCCCGCGCACCGCGGCUUCCGUGUGCAUGUGCACCUGCAGCGCUCCUGGGGCGCCGACAAGCUGCCGGCGCCCACCCUGUCCUACUGGUGCUUCAUACCCGGCAUGGCCUUCAGGCGUCUGGCUGCUCUGCGGCUGCGCUCCUUCCUGCUCACCAGUGGCACCCUCAGCCCAAUGGACAGCUUCGCGGGCGAGCUGCAGAUCCCCUUCCCGGUGCGGCUGGAGAACCCGCACAUCAUCGCGCCCAGCCAGGUGUGGGUGGGUGUGCUGCCGUUCGGCCCCAGCGGCACCCCCCUCAACUCCACAUACGCCUCGCGUGACAGCGUGGCUUACAAGGACGAGCUGGGCAACGCGCUGGUGAACGUGGCGCGCACGGUGCCGGACGGGCUGCUGGUGUUCUUCGCCAGCUACGCCGCAAUGGACAGCGCCAUCAACCACUGGAAGCAAAACGGAGGCGCGGGCGGCGUGGGCAGCACGUGGGAGCGCAUCGUGCGGCACAAGGCGCCCGUGGUGGAGCCGCGGGAGAGCGCCGCCUUCGGGGCAGCCAUCGAGGAGUUCAGGUCGCGGCUGGACGACACGGCCACACAGGGCGCCGUGUUCUUCGCGGUGUGCCGCGGCAAGGUCAGCGAGGGCCUGGACUUCAGCGACCGGGCGGGGCGGGCGGUGGUGGUCACGGGCAUCCCCUACGCCGUCAAGAACGACCCCAAGGUCCGCCUGAAGCGGGACGUGCUUGAUGAGGAGGCGCGCGGCGGCGGCUCCGCCUCCUCACUGCUGGGCGAGGGCGUGAGCGGCCUCACCGGGGAGGCCUGGUACACCAACACGGCCAUGCGCGCCGUGAAUCAGGCCAUGGGCCGCGUCAUCCGCCACCGCUGGGACUACGGAGCCAUACUGCUGGCGGACGAUAGGUUCAGGAACCCGAACACACAGAAGAACAUGAGCCGAUGGGUGCGGGAGCACGUCAACGUGUACGAGCACUUUGGCAAGGCGCUGGGGUCGCUCACAAAGUUCUUCAAGGACAAGCAAGGCUUCCAGGCCCCAGGCAAGUCGCUGCCGGGCCGCGCCACCUCCCUCUCCGCAUUCGAGACCGUUGCCGGCGCCGCCGCUACCUCCUCAGCCGCGGCGGCGGCGCUGGCGGGCGCUGGCGGCGGCGGCGGCGGCGGCGGGCGCAGCCUCAUGGACAGCGUCCCAGCGGCCAUCGACGUCAGCGGCAUCGGGGCGCUGGCGGCAAAGGGGCUGGGCGGUGGUGGCGGCAGCAGCAGCAGUAGCGGCGCCGCUGCCGCGGCCAAGGCGGGCGGCGGCGCUAAGAAGCCGGCGGGAGGGCUGCUUGGGCUGCUGAAGUCGGCGCCAGCGGCGGCGGAUGCCGGCGCGGUGGAUGCACCGGUGGCCAUUGGCGGCGGCGGCGGCGCCGCCGCCGCCGCACCUACGGACCCUUUGAACCAGAGCCAGGGGCAGGGGCACGGGCGACACCAGCCGCAGCCGCAGCACCCCCAUCAGAUGGGUCUGGCGGCGGCUCUGGGUGCUGUUGGCGGCGGCGGCGGCGGCGCCGGCGGCAGCAGCAGCCAGGCUUCACAGGCUGGGGCGCCGCCGGGGCUGCCGCGGCCUUUCUCUGCUGCAGCCGGCGGCGGCGGAGGCGGCAGUAGCUACGGCGGCGGCGCGGCAGUGGGUUUCAUGGGGCCGCCGACCUCGCGGCCGGUCAACAUGUUGGCAUUAGUCAGUGGCAGCGGUGGUGGUGGUGGCGGCGGCGGCGGCGGCAGCGGGCCGGGCUGCAGCGGAUUCGGCGGCGGCGGGUUCGCGAGUGGCGGCGGCGGCGGCGGGGGCGGCGAGGUGGUGGUGGGUCCACACCAUAGGCUGGCGGAGCACAAGCGGCGCGCGGCGGAGGUCGCGGAGGGGACAGGGCCGGGCUUCGCUAGCUCACAGGGUUUGGAUCUGGAUUCUACACAGGGGGGAGGUGGCGGCGGCGGGCACCCGGGCCGCACCGCCAGCGGCCUCACCCGGCUGGUGCUGCACCCGGUGCAGCUACAGCCGCCCGCAGCUGCAAGCAACGCGGCUGCUACAGCCGCGGGCGGCGAUGGCGGCAGCGGCGCCGCGGCCGCCAGGGACGCGGCGGCCAAGCCCGGGCAGGGCGGCACGGCCGGCGCCGCAGGCAGCGGCGAAGGCGACGCAGCUGCGGCUUCCACGGCCUCGCAUGCUGCUACAGCCUCUGGGCCCGCCGGGUCCGGGGCUGGGGACGGCGCUGCUACAGCCGGUGGCGGCGGCGCCAAGGCCGACCCGCGCGCCUUCAUGGCCCAGCUCAAGUCCGACCUAAGCGCCGCAGCCUUCAAGUCCUUCCAAUGCCUCAUGUCCGAAUACAAGACCUCCAAGAACCUGACGGCCUUCGUGGACGGUGCUGUGGCGCUGCUGCGGCCGCCCGCCACCGCGCACCUGCUUCGCGGCGUGGCGGCCUUCAUGCCGCGCGACCAGCGCGACUGGUUCGGCCGCGUCACAGAGGUGCACGUGCGCGCCGCGGCGGCGGAAGGCGGCGGCGGCGGCGCUGGUGGAGGCAGCGGAGGUAGUGGAGGCAGCGGGGUAGCGGCGGCGAACGGGAAAGCUGCCGCGUCGGGCGGGGGGCCGGCGGCCCCGCAGGGCAAGGCGGCGGGGGCUGCGGGAGCGGCGGCGGCGCCUGCGGCGCCGGCGGCGGGAAGGGCGCUCGGCAAGCGGCCGGCGCCGUCCGAGGUGGCAGCCGCGGCGUGUGCCGCAGUCAGCCAAGCCAAGCACGGGGCGCCAGCGCCGCAGCAGGCAAAAGCCUCGUCGGGCGCAGCCUUUGCGGCGGGUGCGGGCGCCAGCAACCCUGGCCUCAACGCGCUGCAGAUGCGGGCGGCGGCAGGCGCCGCACUGAACGCAGCGCUCGCCAGCGCGCCGGGCGCUGGCGGCGGCGGUAGUGGCGGCGGCGGCGGCGGCAGCGCGGCGGCGGCGCAGCUGCGCGCGGCGCUCGCGGCGCCGCGUUCGAACUCGGGACGGGGCGGCAGCGGAGCUGCAGGGCCGUCCACGUCCACAGCAAGCGGUGGCGGCGGCGGCGGAGCCGCCGGCCCUUCCUCAGGUGGCGGCGGCGGAGCCGCCGGCCCUUCCUCAGGUGGCGGCGGCGGCAGCAACGGCGCGAAGCCGGUGCCCGCACACGCGGCCCGGCACCAACAAAUACGGAGCGCGCUGCAGCAGCAACCGCCGGGCCGCGGCGCGGCGGCGGCGCCUGCGCUGCCGGCGGGCCAUAUCAGCGCCUACGGCAGCGCUCCCGUCACCGGUGCCGCGGGUGCCGGCGGCGGCGGGCCUCAGCCGCCACCUGCCAAGCGCCCCAACCUUGGCCCCUCGCCCGCCUAUUCCGCGCCCGGGCCUUCGGGCCCCGCGCCUGCCGGGGCUGCCGGCGGCGGCGGGGGCGGGGGCGGGGUGCUGUCGGCGGCGGCGGCGGCGACGCCGUGCAGCCUGUGCGGGCAGCGGCCCGUGAAGAACGCGCACGAGGGGCCGUGCGGCCACGUAGCGUGCUACAACUGCUGGCUGGUGCAGCUGGCGGUUCACUUCAAGUGCAAGACGUGCGGUCGGGGCAUGCGGCAAAAGAACCUCAGCAAGAAGUACUUCAUGUGAGGGGCUCGGCGCGGUGCGGCUCGGCUGCUAUCGAUGAUGCAUGAAGGAUGAAGACGAUGCGAUGUGAGGGGCCCCCGCGCAUGUGACGCCGUCUGCUGGUGUAGGGGCGGGCGUGGCGUUGGUGUUGACUGUGUCCGAUGUGGCCGGUUUUUGGGGGGGGGGCGGCGGGGAGGCGGGUGCUGUGGGAAGGGCUGGGUGAGCAGUGGGGCACCGGAUCAGGGCAGGUUAUGGAGUGGUCGGCUGGCUGAUGGGAGCUUCUGUGACGGGAGUGAG